Messenger RNA from Perca flavescens (yellow perch), 3254 nucleotides. It is a transcript of the gene mtss2b, whose product is annotated as MTSS I-BAR domain containing 2b. Gene Ontology annotation, biological process: cell projection assembly; plasma membrane organization. NCBI's taxonomy places the organism in Eukaryota, Metazoa, Chordata, Actinopteri, Perciformes, Percidae. The coding region runs from base 480 to 3065 and encodes 861 amino acids. Gene Ontology annotation, molecular function: actin binding; phospholipid binding. The record is from RefSeq and is a predicted model, not a curated record. Gene Ontology annotation, cellular component: actin cytoskeleton; cytoplasmic side of plasma membrane. The transcript is spliced from 16 exons.
AUACGCGCACAUGCGUGCGCGAACGCACAGACACAGACCCUGACACACACACAUACACGGCGAUCCAUCGCUCCGGUUCACAUGCGUCCCCACCGACUCCGCGUAGCGCUGGCUGCGCCAAGAUGAGCGGUUGUCCCGGUACCAUGAUCUGAGCGUCUCACCGCCUGAGUGACCCAGAGCCGGGGAGAGAGAGAGAGAGAGAGAGAGAGAGAGAGAGAGACCAUCUUUCCUCUCUCACAACCCAUCUUCCGUUCGCUCGGAAGAGACCGCAGCUCUAGCCGUUUCUCACUCGCAUCUUUUCUUUUUUUCACCCCCUCCUGCUGUUCUUACUGCAUCCCUCCGUUAUUGUCGGUCUCCCGGUUUAAAGGAGAAACCGGAGAGCCCAGGAGUGCUUUUGUGGAAAUACAUUUUUCGCAUUUUUUUUUCCUGCUGAGUGUUGGUAGCGCGCAGUUGGUGCGCGCUUUCGUAAAUUCCGGUGAAUGGUGGAUUUGGCAAACAUGGAGAGUGUGGAGAAGGAAUGCGGGGCCCUCGGGGGUCUGUUCCAGGCGAUUGUCAACGACAUGAAGUGCUCCUAUCCUGUGUGGGAGGACUUCAGCGCCAAGGCCACCAAGCUGCAUUCCCAGCUCCGAACCACUGUUCUGGCUGCCGUGGCCUUUCUGGAUGCCUUUCAGAAGGUGGCAGACAUGGCUACCAAUACCAGAGGGGCAACCAGAGAUAUCGGUUCAGCUCUGACCAGGAUGUGCAUGAGGCAUCGCAGCAUUGAGGCCAAACUUCGCCAGUUCACCAAUGCUUUGAUGGAGAGUCUGAUCACUCCUCUCCAAGACAAGAUUGAGGACUGGAAGAAGACAGCCAACCAGUUGGAUAAGGAUCAUGCCAAAGAGUACAAGAGGUCACGCCACGAGAUCAAGAAGAAGUCAUCUGACACCAUGAAACUACAGAAGAAGGCUCGUAAAGAGAUCCAGGGGAGGGUGGACCUGCAGCCCCAGCUGGACAGCGCCAUGCAGGAUGUGACUGACCUGUGUCUGCUGAUGGAGGAGACGGAGAAGCAGGCAGUGCGUCGGGCCCUGGUGGAGGAGAGGGGUCGCUUCUGCACAUUCAUCGGCUUCCUUCAGCCUGUCGUGAACGGAGAGAUCGCUAUGCUGGGAGAGAUCACCCACCUCCAGGCCAUCAUUGAUGACCUCACUGUGCUGACAACCGAUCCUCACAAACUGCCCCCAGCAAGUGAACAGGUGAUUAAGGAUCUCAAGGGCUCAGAUUACAGCUGGUCCUAUCAGACUCCUCCUUCAUCCCCCAGCAGCUCUGGCUCCCGCAAGAGCAGCAUGUGCAGCAGCGUCAACAGCGCCCACAGUAGUGCCUCCCGUUCGUCAGGGGGAGGCGGUAGUGGUGGUAUCGGUGGAGGGGGUGGAGGCUCCCAGCCCCACUCCCCCACCUCAUCUUCCUCCUCCUCCUCCUAUCGCUACCGCAGCAGCCUGCCGCAUCAGCCUCCGCCGCCGGGGGGUAUCGCGGCCCACCGCCUCAGCAGCGUCUCCUCCCAUGAUUCGGGCUUUGUGUCCCAGGACGCAAACAUCUACUCCAAGCCCCCCUCGCCCAUGCCCUCGGACAUCACUAGCCAGAAGUCCUCCAGCUCAGCAUCGUCGGAGGCCUCAGAAACAUGCCAGUCAGUCAGUGAAUGCAGCUCCCCCACCACUUUUGGCACGUCCUUCGCUACCUUCCGCCCUGCUCUUUCUCACUCUGGCUCCACCAGGCCUCUCUCUGUCAUUCUUCCUGCGUCCCCACCCUAUAACUGCCCCCCUGGAUCCAGCUCCUCCUCUCCUACAUCAAAGGUUCCUAUGUGGAAGGAUUGGUCCAAAGCAGGUCAGUAUGAGCAGCCGGUGGCAGCCGCAUCAGUUCAGAGGAGAAAGGAACCCCUCGAUAGGCUUAGGGAGAACGAGAUGUCGCCCAGCUCCCAUGGAUACGCUGGGCCAUCGCACCCUGAUGACGCACAGAGACACAGGAUGACCCCUGCUACCAUCGCUGCCAAGCAUGGAGAGGAGGUCUCUCCUGCAGCCAGUGACCUGGCCAUGGUGCUGACCAGAGGGCUGAGCAUGGAACAGCAGAAAAGCAACAGAGACUCCCUGCAGUACUCCAGUGGCUACAGCACAGAGACCACAACACCAUCUUGCUCUGAGGACACAAUUCCUUCACAAGGUUCAGAUUAUGACUGCUACUCAGUGAAUGGUGAUGCUGAAGGUACAGAUGGUCAGACAGAGUUUGACAAGUCCUCCACCAUUCCUCGCCACUCUAACAUCGCCCAGAACUACCGGCGAAUGAUCCAGACCAAGAGGCCAGCUAGCACAGCCGGCCUACCCAGUGGGGUUCUUGGUCCCGGGGGCCAUGGAAUUCAACCUGGAGGAGCUGGUGGAGGUGGAGGUACUCCGGGCACUGCCACCAUCCGUCGAACCCCGUCUACCAAACCAGGCGUGAGGCGCACACUGUCCAGCGCAGGGCCUAUCCCCAUCCGACCACCCAUUGUACCUGUCAAGACACCCACUAUUCCCGGAGACUCACAUUCACCUGGCGCGGCUGGCGGUGGAUUUGCAGGCGGAGGGCACUCGGGUGGCGUGCCUGUGCGUGUGGGCAGCGAGGAGUGCGUCUUCUUCACUGGAGUCGAGGAUGCACAAGGAGCGCUCGAUUACGUGAAAGCAUCGCCGAAGCGCCUCAGCCUGCCUAACACCGCCUGGGGAUCAGGGGCGGCGUUAGAGGUCUACGCCCAGCAGCACGGGGGCCUUGCAAUGGGAACAGGCUCAGGGCCCGGAUCCGAGGAGGAUCAGAUGAUCGCGGCAAAUCGACACAGCCUAGUGGAGAAGAUCGGUGAGUUGGUAGCCAGUGCGCACGCUCUUGGAGAGGGGCAGUUUCCUUUCCCUGCCCUCCCCGAUGACCCGGCCCUGCCGCAAACUGGCCCCACCGACACUCAGACAGGCACAGAGGAGGCAGAAGGGUCUGGUGACAUGUUGACCACCAUCAGGAGAGGAGUCCGCCUUCGCAAGACCGUCUCCAAUGACCGCUCUGCGCCGCGCAUCUUGUGAUGGGAGAAGAAGCAGGAAGAGGAUGAUACUUGUCAGCCAAUAGGGAGUCAGGUGUUGGUGUGGUGCAACCCAACCGCCUAGUACAUACACAAACACUUAACUAUGUAGGGAAAGCUCUAAUAUAACAGAAGAUGAAUGAAAACAUACAGAAAAAAUAUGUUUAAAGACACCAUUAGAGUACAUGAUAUA